Messenger RNA from Rodentolepis nana, 2310 nucleotides. The record is from the annotation of a GenBank genome assembly. NCBI's taxonomy places the organism in Eukaryota, Metazoa, Platyhelminthes, Cestoda, Cyclophyllidea, Hymenolepididae.
AUGAAUCCACAACCAACAAGCAUUGGAUCGGACAACCAAAAACAGGAGUCUGGAAGUAUUGGAGCGCCAAGUAUAAAUCAAGAGGAAGAGGAAUUUUAUCCACUUGCUGUUUUAAUAGAGGAAUUGCGUAAUGAGGAUGUCCGUUUUCGUCUAAAUAGUGUUCAAAGACUUUCAACAAUCGCCUUAGCCCUUGGACCAGAGAAGACACGAGGACAACUUAUUCCUUUUCUUACUGAUGCCAUUUACGAUGUUGAAGAUGUUAUGGUUGCAAUUGCCGAAGAACUAGGCCGCUUUGUCCCCUAUGUCGGUGGUUGUGCAUAUGCCCCCUGUUUAAUUAAUCCAUUAGAAAGUCUCGUUCUGGUUGAAGAUGCAAAUGUUCGUGAAAAGGCCGUUCAGUCCAUGAGGUUACUAGCUCGAGAACACAGUGAUAGGGACUUGCGUGAGCACAUUUACCCUCUUGUUCGUCGUUUGGCAACUGGAGAUUGGUUCAGCAGUCGGGCUUCUGCAUGUGGCCUCUUCGCUGUUGUCUAUGGACGUGUUGACAAAGCUGCUCGGUUGGACAUCCUUUCUCUUGCGCAGAAUUUCACGACUGACGAUACACCCAUGGUUCGACGUGCUCUUGCCGCAGUAUUAGGCGAAUUAGCCUUAGCAAUGGUUGGCGUUCCACCAGUCUCUGACGCAGCCGCAGCACCAUCCUUGGUAGGCACCGCUGGCCCUAGCAAUGCCGAGACAGAAGCAGCUGCUGCGGCCGAAGAUUUUCCCUUGGAUCGUCUUUCCUCAACUGUGAAUGGCCAACAAAAUCAGUCAGAAAUCGAUUCUGCCUCGAUCCCAACCCCUACUGGUCAAAAUUCCACCGACGCCGACCUCUUUAUCCCCAUCGAAGAGACCCCAGAAGUCAUAGAAGCUCGUGCACAAAUUGUUUCCUCUCUCGUUCCCACUUUCAAUGAUCUCGCCUACAAGGAUGACCAAGAGUCGGUGCGGUUGAUUGCUUUGGAGAGUGUUGUUCCGCUAGUGAGGGCACUUGGACCCCAGUUGGCAGAGCAGCAUAUUGUACAGGGUCUGCAGAAGAUUCUUGAGUUGAAGUCGUGGCGUUCGAGAUGCCUCUUGGCUAAGAAAUUGACCUCACUGCAGGAAUGUCUUGGACCGCGUGUCACUAAAAAUUGUCUUGUCAGUCUCUUUUUUACAUUGCUUGCGGAUGAUAUUGCUGAGGUUCGUUGCGCUACUGCAGCCCAAAUCACCACAUUCACCAGAGCUCUUCUCAACGGUCAGACUAUCUCAAAUUCCAACUCAAUGAGCGGAGAGAAGCUGGACGGUGUCUCAACUUCUCUCGACGCUCCUGUGAACAAUAGUUCUGCCAUGGAAGGUAUUAUUGAAGGUGGAGUUGAGCCAAUGGAAGAAGUUGUGACACCAAAAGCUUUUGGCUUCGGCGACAGCGAAAUAGAAACAUACAUUUUUCAACGUCUCAUGCCCGCUUUGGCUGAAUUGAAUUCCGACUCCAACGUCCACGUAAAAGUAAAGUUGGGUCAGGCCGUACUUGGCCUUGCUCCUCUUCUGGGUCGUGACCUAACAGUAUCCCAUCUCCUGCCAAUCAUCCUCAACCAACUCAAAGACGAUUCUCCGGAUGUUCGUUUAGGUGUCAUUGGAAACCUUGAAUUAAUCAAUAAUGUGGUGGGUGUAGAGGAAGUUGCGUCGUCCCUUCUUCCAGCCAUUGUGGAACUUGCCAAAGUCCCCGUCUGGCGUGUACGCCUUGCAGUUAUUAACCAGACGCCCCUUCUUGCCGAUCAAUUGGGACAAGCCUUCUUUGAGGCUCGUUUGAUGGAACAUUUUCUAACCUGGUUAGCCGACGCCGCAUAUGCUGUUCGAGAAGCCGCAGUGGCUAAUCUCACACGUCUAACUUCCAAAUUUGGAUCCGAGUGGGCUAGGAAUCAUUUUCUGGAUCAGAUUACCGAAUUGUGUAGGAAUGAGAACUAUCUUCAAAGAAUGAUAUCACUACAGUGUAUCAUCUCUAUAACCCCACUUAUCGAUGCUCCCACAUGUAAGAAGGUCCUGCUUCCUACAACACUUGAAUUGGAACAUGAUCGUGUACCUAAUGUUCGCUUUAAGGUGGCUCAGGCCUUGUCGAAGCUUGGAGCAGCUACUGGUGUUGACGAAGUGAUGCCUUGCUUACUACGUCUCCUUAAAGACACAGACAGUGACGUGCGGUUCUAUGCGGCCGAAUCUAUCGAAUCCCUCACGCAAGUGAAGACAAAAAGCGACUCCGAAAGCAGUAUGAAUGUGACAACAGAACCGGCUGUUGUAUCCACGGCUUAG